This is a messenger RNA of Salvia hispanica, 2167 nucleotides long. Its product is annotated as acyl-CoA synthetase family protein. Lineage: Eukaryota; Viridiplantae; Streptophyta; Magnoliopsida; Lamiales; Lamiaceae. The record is from RefSeq and is a predicted model, not a curated record.
UCUCUUCUCUGAAAAUCCAUUUCCAAUGGCGAACUUUCCAGAGAUCAGCUCCCUGUUUGCGGUGCUGGCGUCCAAUCUCCGAUCACCGGAUCCGACGGCCGGUGAUGAGGUAUCCCUCGCCGUAUCGAAUCUGAACCGUUCGCUCAAUCCGAGCGAUGCCGCGGCGGUUCGCAUUCUCGACACCGCACUCUCGCUUAUGCACUUCACUGCCCCGCAGGUUCAUGAUUCGGUGAUUGAGUUCACGUUGAAAUCACUCGUUGCGGUUUUGUCGUCUUCGAUCGAGUGUAGGGUGGUGAGAAUUGAUAAACAGCUGGAUUUGAGAGUUGGCGGAUUGAUUUCGAGAAGUGAUUGUGCCGGUGUUUUGGAGGAGUGUGCUCAUAUUCUGGAGAAAUUGGAUGGGCAAAAAGGUGAUCUUUGCUAUUCACUUUUGUACAACGUGUUCAGAGUGGCAGCGCUUGCACCAUGCUUUCCUCAUGCAUUGCUGUCAGAAUCUACUCUUGAUGCAAAGUGUCGUGAUGUGAAUGCUACUUCUCUUGCAAACCUGGUUCGCUAUAUACCAAAGCAAUGCACUUUGAAGAAUGGUGAAAUACCUUUGAGGUUACUGUCAUGGCAUUUAGAUCCAAUGAUUCUGAAGCAAGAUGUGGCACAAGUUUUGCAAGAAUUCAUCCAACGGCCAUUUCUUUCUUUAAAAACUGAAAUUUAUGACAGGAAAGAUUGGAGAUCCAAAAUCAUUUGCCUGGUGAUUUCACCAUCAAUUUUCAUCGAGACCAGGGCUCUCUUGCACAAGUGGUUCUUAAUGACGGGUUUGGCUUCUCUAAUGGAACUCCAGAGUGAGAUUGUUGGACAUGUGCUUGAUAUUAUAUCCAGACCUAUGUGGUGGGGUAUAUCCAUGGAUGUCGGAUCAAAGCUGCCAUUUUCUUCUGCAUACUUUCCCUACGAGCAUCAGUUACUGAGAAUUUUAGCUGGGCCAAUAUGCCAGGAGUAUUUCAAGCAUUUGCUUCAAAAAGUAAGUAGCUUAGAAUCUGUUGCUGGAGGUCAUUUGCUCAAAACUUCCAGGAAAGCUGCAACGGAUAUAAAUUCAGUAGAUCAUAAAUCCAUGUGGGCCAUGGUAAUGAACUUCCCAUGUUGGUUCUCUUUUGCAACUAUGAUGAUAUUCUGCAACACCAAUAACAUUAGUUUGUGUUCAGAAUCCAUCUCUGGGUAUCUUAAACCUUGCGUGACUCAUGAUCCGGAACUAACUAGUCCAGCAGAGGCAGUGAAGUUCAUCGCGUGGUUUCUGUACCCCAUGAGUGAAUCUACCCAGCGCCUUACGGCUGAUUAUCUACUCAAACUCUCGGAUUUGUGGUUAAAGAAGUGUUCAAGCCUAAAUAAAUGCCACGAGGUGAUGAAUGUUGAUAAGGAGGCUAAGAAGCCCAAAUCACGUGUUAAGAAUGAAAUAGCUUUGUACGAGCUGGAUACUUGUGCAGUUUCUCGUUGGCUCAAGGAAUAUAGAGACACAUACGUUAAGCUUAUCGGAGAGAAAGUUGGCGUUUCAACUUCCAAUACCAAAGGAUUCGGUAUCCACCAAAACCUAUUGUUAAGGAGGAUUCCAUUAGGCAUCCUGCUUCUGCAUCACGGUCAUUUAAGCACAGAAGGAUGCUCUUUGCUUUUGCAUUAUUCUGCUACUGGAACAGUCCAAGACUUUUCAGUUACUCAAAAUCCAAGACAAGGCCGAAAAAGAUGGAAACACGACACACUGAGGUCGUCCCUGAGCUGUAUUCAGCAGUGCACCAAAGCUGAAGCUAUUGCAGGGUGUAAAACUGUCUUUGACAUAACGGAUGUGGCUGACAGCAUUUCUCAUUCCAUGUGUAAUGACGAGGAAGGACUGAAUUUCGUCUGCCAAGUGAAGAUGAAGACCUGCAAUUACCUGUUGCAGUGUGUAAAAAGGUUACUAGAAAUCGAACGUGAUGAAGAUGGCAUCCGGAUGAGAAGGGAUCUUCGCACCCGAAUAAUUAGGUGGAGACAUCAGAGAAAAGAUGUGUUUCAAGACAACAAGGAUCUUGAUUGUGUAUGUGAUGCAUUGAAUAUAUAAACCACCAUUGUUCUUCAAUACAUAUAUAUAUGAAACUUCGUUAUGUAUGUAUUGGACUUGAGUAAAUUUCAUUGAAAAAAUAUGAUUUAGAAUUCA